Physella acuta is the source of this 2175-nucleotide messenger RNA. RefSeq names its product putative transporter slc-17.2. Gene Ontology annotation, molecular function: transmembrane transporter activity. NCBI's taxonomy places the organism in Eukaryota, Metazoa, Mollusca, Gastropoda, Physidae. Gene Ontology annotation, cellular component: membrane. Gene Ontology annotation, biological process: transmembrane transport; monoatomic anion transport. The record is from RefSeq and is a predicted model, not a curated record.
UAGAUCUAGAUAGAUUAUUCUAUUUAACCAACCUUUGUGGCAGUUUUGGACAUAAGAUCCAUGAUGAAACGAAAUAAACGUUUUUAGUGUGGUAAACGUUUCCAUUAUCAGGAAACUCAACGCUGUGUCGAGUCUUUGUUUACCUUUCUUCGGCUUUUCAGCUUCGACUGCUGUUUCAUUCAGUCAAGAUUUUUGGUAACCUCAGCAGUGUGUCCUACAACAGUGACACUGUGUAGUGUGUAGAGUUGAGUUUCAUUGUUGAAAAUGGAAAAGUUGAAAGAGGAGAAACAAGAGGAUCCACAGAUAGACCCCAAAGAUGUACCAUUCUGGUUGUCAGCCAGACUGGCCCUAGCAGUCAUAGGUUUCUUUGGUUUCAUCAACGUGUACGCCGUCAGGGUCAACCUGAGUAUGGCCAUAGUCUGCAUGGUCAGCCGCAACACCUCAGUCAGUCUAAUGAACAGCACCUCGUCAGAUUCUGAGUGUGUUGCCUCACACAACAGCACAAGGGAGGAUGAUGAUUUGGGUGGGACUCUAGACUGGACUAAAACCCUUCAAGGGACAAUACUGGGGUCUUUCUUCUGGGGCUACCUUGUGGGUCAGAUCCCAGCAGGUUGGCUGGCCACGAGGUUUGGUGGCAAAUGGAUCUUUGGGGUCACCAUGUUGAUCUCGUCCAUCUGCACCCUGCUGACCCCUGUCCUGGCCCAGGCUAGCGAGUACGCCCUCAUCUUUGUACGUGUUGUCUUGGGUGUUGUCACGGGUAUGACCUUUCCAGCUAUGCAUACAAUCUGGGGCAAGUGGGCUCCACCUCUAGAGAGAACAAAGCUAAUUACCUUCACCUAUGCAGGAGCACAGGUUGGCAUAGUGGUCACCUUCCCCCUCUCUGGUUACUUGUGUAAAUAUGGCUUUGCUGGAGGUUGGCCCUCUGUGUUCUAUGUCACAGGUGUGUGCUGUUUUGUCUGGACCAUUGUGUGGAUUUUGCUGGUGUCUGAUGACCCGCUUGACCACAAGCGUAUCAGUGAGGUAGAGAGAGAUUACAUCACACGCUCACUCAAAUCUUGUGCUGUCACCAAGAAGUCUUUCAAAGUGCCGUGGUUAAAGAUAGUUACAUCCCUGCCAGUGUGGGCCAUCAUUGUGGCCAAUGUUACAUCGGACUGGGGAGCCUACACGCUGCUCACCAACAUCCCCACAUACAUCAAUGAAGUGCUCAAGUUUGACAUCACAGAUAAUGGAGCGGUGUCAGCCUUGCCAUAUAUUCUGUUCUGGCUGGUGAUCAACAUAGGGGGAUGGGUGGCAGAUCUCAUACGUGACAAGCACGUACUGUCUACCGGUGUCACAAGGAAGGUCUUCACUGCCUUGGGUAAACUCCUCCCUGCGGUCAUGCUCGUUGGCCUGGGGUAUGUCAGCUGCUCCCAGCCCACCCUGGCCAUAAUCCUGCUGGUGCUGUCCGUGUCACUGACUGGCAUUCAGUACAGCGGCUUCCUGGUCAACCAUGUGGACAUUGCUCCGGCAUUUGCUGGCAUCUUGUUUGGGAUCAGUAACUCUCUAGCUGCUGUGACUGGAUUUAUCUCCCCUGUCAUUGUUGGGGUCAUCACAAAUGAGAAACAAACAAGAGCAGAAUGGCAGAUUGUGUUCUACAUCGCUGCAGCAAUCUAUUUGUUUGGUGCUGUGUUCUUUAUUAUCUUUGCUUCUGGAGAGCUCCAACCUUGGUCAAGGGUGGAACAAGGGGAGGAUAAAUCCCAAUUUGAGUUGAAUGUUGAUGGUGAGGGGGACAAAAUGCUGAAGGAUGGGAAAGCUCUGGCUUAAACAUUUGAACUACUCACUCUGGAUAUUAAAACAUGGAGAACAUUACGAUUCAGCCCUACAGAAUUCUUACUCACCCAGCUAACAAUGAAUACCCCAAAUGUGUUGGCUGAUUUAAAUUUUCCUGAUCACAAAGAUCAUUCAACUGUACCUUUAUUUUUGUUAAACACAGGGUAUAUUCUAGAAAAUAAUUACCUGAAUUUUUAAAAUGGACAAUGAAAUUAGGCAUUAAGUUUUGAUGUUUAUAUUAUUUUAACUUAUCUCUGAUACUGUUUCUGUAAUACUUAAAUUAUUGGAUGUUUAUUUUAUUCUUUUGUAUAUAUUUUUAAAAUAAUUUAGUUUUUAUGUAGCUUUACCAUAGUUGUUUAAAAUGAU